This is a messenger RNA of Sarcophilus harrisii (Tasmanian devil), 2928 nucleotides long. RefSeq lists its product as uncharacterized. The record is from RefSeq and is a predicted model, not a curated record. NCBI's taxonomy places the organism in Eukaryota, Metazoa, Chordata, Mammalia, Dasyuromorphia, Dasyuridae. The transcript is spliced from 2 exons. Gene Ontology annotation, molecular function: RNA-DNA hybrid ribonuclease activity; nucleic acid binding. Bases 1089 to 2168 code for a protein of 359 amino acids.
UCACAGUUUCUCUUUGCUUGUGAAUGGGUGAAGCCAGGGGAGCUUCCCCACCAACUAACUUGGACGGUUCUGCCUCAGGGCUUUCGAGAUAGCCCCCACAUAUUCGGACAGGCACUGGCUAAAGAUUUCAAGGAACCUGAAUUGCCCAGCAACAGCCUUGCCCACUAUGUGGAUGACAUUUUACUCUGCAGUCCCUACAUGCAGCCAUAAAGACCCUAAAUUUUCUAGCCUUCAGGGGUUACAGGCCCACAUUGUCUGCCAGUCUGUCAAGUAUUUGGGUUACAAUCUCACCCCACUUCCCACUUUCUGAGGCGAGGAAGCAGGCUAUCCUAAGCCUCCCAGACCUUGCCUCAAAGAAGCAGAUGCAUACCUUUUUAGGCAUGGCUGGCUUCUGCAGGAUCUGGAUCCCCAAAUUUGGGACUAUUGCCAAACCCCUCUAUGAGUCUGUUCCAGAUCCUGCUAACCUUCCUCUUGAAUGGGGACCUGAUCAGGUCAUGGCUUUUAAAACACUGAAAGCCAAACUGAUCUCUGCCACUGCCCUUGCCUUCCUCGACUUAGAGAAACCUUUCACUCUGCAUGUGGAUGAGAGAUGUGGGCAGGCUUUGGGGGUCCUUACUCAGGUUCUGGGAUCUGACCCCAGAUCCUUUGCUUAUUUCUCAAAGAAGCUGGACUCAUUUUCCCUAGGAUGCCCCUCCCGCCUUAGAGUAGUGGCUGCCACAGCCCUUUUAAUUGAGGAGGCCUUAAAACUAACCUUGGGACAGCCAUUAGAGGUUUUAACCCCACACAGAGUCCAGGGAAUUUUAGAAGCCAAAGGCACUAGUGGCUUGAGAAUGGGAAGCUUACUAGAUACCAGGCCCUCCUGCUAGAUAUCCCAGACCUGACUCUGCAAGUCUGUCACAUUUUAAAUCCUGCCACUCUGCUCCUCUCAACCAGGAGACAUUAUCCAUAAUUGUGAAGAAGCUUGUUAAGGUGUUAAGGGGCAGGUCCAUUCUCAGAGAGCCUCCACAGCUGUGAAUCAUAGCAUCUGAAGGAGUUACAGGGCAAUCUUUACUGACACAGGUGUUGCUUGUGGAUUGGAAACGAAAUAAAUGGGAGGCAGAGGGCAGAGAAUACAACUGCUUCUCAGUCUUCUUGUGUCAGCCUCUCGCAAAAAGAUCCAUUCUGCAGGUCUGGGUUGGAUCUCCAGCAGCCAGUCAGGUAGUUCUUGUUUGCCAAUAGAAGCUCUAGAUUCUGUCCACUCCAGUAGAUCUGACUUAAGGGAAAUUCCCCUUGAGAACCCAGACGGGGAAUGGUUCACAGAUAGGCCACAGAUUCUUGAGAAUGGGGAGAGAAAGGCAGGCUAUUUUGUGGUGACUCUUCAUAGUGCCCUGGAGGCUAAGCCACUGUCUCCUGGGACUUCUGCUCAGAAGGCUAAGUUCAUUGCCAUGACCAGAGCGUUAGAACUGGGGAAGGGAAGGAGAGUUAACAUCUAUACUGACUCCAAAUAUGCUUUUCACAUUUUGCAUGCUCACGGGACUUUCUGGGAAGAAAGGGGUCUAUUGACAACAAAGAAUCCCCCCAUUAAACACGCAGGAGAAAUUCUGCAUCUGUUGCAAGCUGUCCACGAACCCAUGGAGAUCUCAGUCCUAUUUUGUAAAGGACACCAGAAGGGAGAUUCACUUCAGGAUAAGGGAAACAGGCUUGAAAAUUUAACUGCUAAAGCUGCUGUCCAUUUACCCUUGACUAUGGCACCUUUAAUCCCCCAGCUCCCUGAUUCUUUUACCCCUUCCUAUAGUUCACAGGAAAAAGCCCUUGCAGGGGAAAGGGGGUACAUCCUUUCUCCCUCUGGUUGCUUUCAAAGAUGCUCAGACCACCUCUUAAUCCCAGAGGCAAGUCAGUGGAAACUGAUCUUUGGUCUUCAUCAGGCAACACAUCUGGGGAGGAAUGCUCUCCAAACCCUGGUGAAAUGCAUUUUCACGGGCCACAAGCUGGGAGACGCAAUCAAACAUUUUCCAGGCUGCCCAAUUUGUGCCCAGGUGAAUCCUGAGGGAGCUAUUAAGCCCCUGCCUCUCCUGGAGUCAGUUCAGAAAAGGGGCACAUACCCAGGUGAGGAUUGGCAAAUAGACUUCAUGCAUAUCCACCCUCCCAGUUGCUUUUGGGUUUUGUUGACCCAUUCACUAAUUGGAUAGCUUUUCUUUCCCCAGACUGAGAAGGCUCAUGAGGUAUCAAAGUGCCUGAUGAAUGAGAUCAUACCGCGUUUUGGCUUGUCUAGCUUCUUACAGAGUGAUAGCCCUAGAGGACCUAGAGGAUAGUUCCCUAGAGAACUUGAAAAGCCUAUGGAGAAAGAAGGAUGAAAUUGCCUGGUAAUCUCCUUCCCUCCUCAUCAUGAGGACUCCACUCCUGAUGCUCUUUCCAGCUUUCCUGGUCUUAUUCCAUGGACCCUCACCAGUGGGCUGACAACUUCCUGGUCAGACAAGGGAACUCUGGGGGACCAGGAUUAUCCUGGUAAACUCACCCACUAUGCUUCUCCAGAACCUUCCUUGAAGCUUCUUCAUAACCUCCUGAAAACUGACAAACCGAUUGAUAGAAUGUUUUGUGACUACCAUCAUCCGUGGGGACGAGCUACCAGGAGACUGCUGCAGAACCUGACCAUUUGUGCACCUAAGGGAUAUGCUUUUCUCUGCUUCAAGUUGCAAAUUUUCGAUUGCUCCUGCAGCCUGGAGAUCAUGGGACAACUGAUGGGAACACACAUCAUCAACAUCCGUUGGAUGCUGCAGCUGCUGUCUUCAGAUCUCAUAUUUCCCCUCCUAGCACAAACCUUCCAUGAAAUCGGGGACAGCUCUAGACCCUUCUCAGCUUGAAGAAGUUACAGAAGUCUGAGAUCUUUGCUCUUUUUUUCCCCAAAUGAAUUUGGGGAUAACUGCUUGAGGGGGGAAGAUGACGUGAGUG